Messenger RNA from Cryptomeria japonica (Japanese cedar), 2738 nucleotides. RefSeq names its product cyclic nucleotide-gated ion channel 4. The transcript is spliced from 8 exons. The record is from RefSeq and is a predicted model, not a curated record. The coding region runs from base 382 to 2559 and encodes 725 amino acids. Lineage: Eukaryota; Viridiplantae; Streptophyta; Pinopsida; Cupressales; Cupressaceae.
CCAAUCCUUUUCAGAAUCUAGCUACAAUAAAAAAAAAUCUAUGUCCUUUGAUUAUAAUUAGUAGGAUAUUAAGGGCUGCAAUUUCAGUCUUAUCUAGUUCAUCAUGUUUAUGCAUUUUUUCCAUCCUUUAGAGGGUGCCCUUGUGAGUUUUAGUUUGAGCAAAACAUCCCAGAGAUAUUAGUAUCAUGGGUUGAGGUCAGGCUACUUACAAAAACCUCUCAGAUAUGUGGCGAGGCUGUUAAUAGAUGACUGGAUAGGGGGAGCUUAUUUAUGAUUUUUAAUCCUCUAACAUAUAAAAAAAGGUAAUGCCUAUACUAGAUUCAGGAUAAGAACAGGAUAAGCCAAACAAGUGAAGGCUGAGUAAAGCAACCUAGCUUUCAAAUGGAGGCACAGAAUGAAUAUCGUCGACUUAACAGGGGAAAAUCAGGGUGGAGGGUAAGAGUAGGGAGAAGAGGGCAAGCAAUCAGGUCCAAGCUUUUUGGUAAGAAAAGCAAUGAAUUGGGCAUAAUGGAAAAUUCUAAUUUUCCAAUACUCUUUGGAGAUAAUAGAAGUAAUGCAACUCCAGAUUCUGAAAGCCCCUCAAAUGGGUGCACAAGCACCAAAAAUACGCAUCAUCCGGAGGCCUUAAACAUGGGUUUGAAUGUAGACACACUGGAGAAUGAUCACCACAUGGAAACAUGCCAGAUCUCAAUUCACAGCAAGUGGAUAUUUGGCAGAGUUCUAGACCCAAGGAGCAGAGCUAUUCGGAAAUGGAACCGCUUCUUUCUUCUUAUAUGUGGAUUGGGAUUAGCCAUAGAUCCGUUAUUCUUCUAUGCUCUCUCUGUCAGUGAAGGAUUCAUGUGUCUGUACGUGGAUGGUUGGUUUGCAAUAACAGUCACGGUUCUGAGAUCCAUGUGUGAUGCAAUGCAUCUGUGGAAUAUAUGGCUGCAGCUGAAGUUAGCAUAUGUUUCAAAGGAAUCUCUGGUUGUAGGUUCUGGAAAGCUUGUGACAGACCCUCGUUCCAUUGCUCUGCAUUACCUGGGAUCCAGAAAAGGACUUUUAUUUGAUGUUUUUGUUAUCCUGCCUUUUCCUCAGAUUGUUUUAUGGGCGGUGGCUCCUGUGCUUAUUGAGAAAGGAGAGAUCGUGAUGGUUAUGAGUGUUUUCUUGAUUAUGUUUUUGUUCCAGUACCUUCCCAAGGUGUAUCACUCUAUCUGUCUUCUUCGAAGAAUGCAGCAUAUAACUGGUUAUGUUUUUGGCACAAUCUGGGCAGGGUUUGCCUUGAACAUGCUUGCAUACUUUGUUGCUGCUCAUGCUGCUGGUGGUUGCUGGUACCUGCUUGGAAUUCAAAGAACAGCAAAAUGUCUACAAAAGCAAUGUGAAGUCACCAAUGGCUGUGAUUAUAGCAUUUUGGGCUGUGUCAGUCCUAUAAUUUAUGGUUCAUCGCCGGUGAGAAAUCCAGAGAGAUUAGUUUGGGAAGCGAAUGCUACUGUGCAUGCAAUCUGCAUAAAAGGAAAUGGUAAAUUCAACUUCGGGGCUUAUAAAUGGGUGGUUCCUCUAGUUAUAAACACAAACCGGAUAGAAAAGAUACUGUUCCCAAUCUUUUGGGGUUUAAUGACACUAAGUACAUUUGGCAAUUUGGAGAGCACUACAGAAUGGCUGGAGGUGAUUUUCAACAUUAUAAUUUUAACCAGUGGAUUGCUUCUAGUCACAAUGCUUAUUGGCAAUAUAAAGGUAUUUCUGCAAGCUGCGGCUUCUAGGAAGCAAUCCAUGCAGCUCAAAAUGAGAAACAUUGAAGGGUGGAUGAAUCGCAAGCAGCUGCCUCAACAUCUGAGACAGAGAGUGAGACACUAUGAACGGCAGAAAUGGGCCGCAAUGCGUGGUGUAGAUGAAAGUGCAAUGAUUCACAACUUGCCUGAAGGCCUUAGGCGAGACAUCAAAUAUCACCUCUGUUUAGAUCUUGUACGCCAGGUGCCCCUGUUUCAACACAUGGACGAACUGGUUCUGGAAAACAUCUGCGAUCGGGUCAAAUCAAUGCUCUUUACGAAGGGCGAAACGAUAGCUAGAGAAGGUGAUCCAGUGCAACGAAUGCUCUUUAUAGUGCGAGGCCACUUCCGCAGCACAAACCAACUAACCAAUGGUGUUACUAGCUCUUGCAUGUUGGGCCCUGGAAACUUCUGCGGUGAUGAAUUACUUUCUUGGUGUCUCCGCCGCCCAUUCAAACAACGCCUCCCUCUCUCUUCUGCAACAGUUACUAGCAUAGACACCACUGAGGCAUUUGGACUAGAGGCCAAAGAUAUCAUCUAUGUCACUCAGCAUUUCCGCUAUACAUUCCUCAGUGACAAGCUCAAGCGAACUGCCAGGUAUUAUUCUCCAGGUUGGCGUACAUGGGCUGCAGUAGCAAUCCAAUUGGCAUGGCGACGCCACAAAGCCCGAUUUGCACUGAGUUCUUUAUCUUUCAUUAGAAUGCGAAGACCUCUAUCUAGAAGUUAUUCUGAGGAAGAUCGUCUACGUCUCUAUGCUGCUCUGCUUGUGUCUCCCAAGCCUCAUGACGAUGAUUUUGUGUUUCCUUCCAAUGAAUAAAUUGAAUAACAUAUUCAAGCUCUUCAUUUUUAUAAAUAACAAGGGCUGUAUUGCAGCUGUAGUCCUUCCAAAGGCUGAAAACUUGGAGCAGAAUUUGUAAAAUACAAAUCUUUGUGGUAUGAAAGAAUACAGUUUUCUAAGCUGUAGAAGUUCUUACUAAAAUUUGGGCAUUGUGUUUC